UAACGGGGAAUCUCCUAGUUUCUGUGAGUCAGUGAGUUUUGCGCUGAGAGGCAGAUGCAGAGACGCGCGAUGGGCUGGACUUUAAGGGAUGCUUGGAUGAAUGCUGUUGUUGAACGCAAACACCUAUAAAAUGCUGCCUUGGAAGAAGAACAAGUUCGACUUGAUUGAGGAAGACAAGCAGACCAAGCAGAAGGGCUAUGCGGUGAGUCUCAACUACUCAGCGCUCACCUCCUUCGCCAAGUCCUGCCCCGAGAGCGCGCUCAGCCGCGUGGGCAGCAUGUUCAAGUCCAAGCGGAAAAAGGUGAAGAUCACCAGCGAUGACCCCACCUACACGGUGCUGUACCUGGGCAACGCCACCACCAUCCAGUCCAAAGGAGAGGGCUGCACGGACGUGGCGGUGAGCAAGAUCUGGGGCAAAAGCGAGAUGGGCAAGAACGGCACCAAGAUGAAGCUGACCAUCAGCUCGCAGGGCAUCCGGAUGGUGCAUGUGGACGACAAGGCGAGGAGGCCGGGCCACUUGUACCUGCUGCACCGGGUGACGUACUGCGUGGCGGACCCGCGGCUGCCCAAGGUUUUCGCGUGGAUUUACAGGCACGAGAUGAAGCACAAAGCAGUGAUGCUGCGCUGCCACGCGGUGCUGGUGUCCAAGCCGGAGAAAGCCAAGGCGAUGGCGCUGCUGCUGUACCAGACCUCUGCCACCGCGCUGGCCGAGUUCAAGCGCCUGAAGCGCAGGGACGACGCCCGGCACCAGCAGCAGCAGCUCAUAGGCGAGCAGACCAUCCCGCUGGUACCGCUCAGGAAGCUGCUGAACGGACAGUGUUGCUACAAACCCCCGGUGGAGCGCAGCAGGAGCGCGCCCAAGCUGGGCUCCAUCACGGAGGACUUAGUCGGGGAGGAGGAGGAGGAGAAGGCGAUGCACUUCGAGUGCGAGGACAUUCUGGACACGGACAAUGUGAGCAACGGCAAACACGAGCUCACGCAGAUUAUUAAUGACUUGGGAGAGAUGAGCAUAGGAAACGACGUGCAGACUCUGAAAGCUGACCUCAGGGUGACCAGACUCCUGUCUGGGGAGAGCACGGGGAGUGACUCCUCCAUAGAAAGCAACCAGGAGCCUCCACCACUGAAUAAUAACGGCUUUCAGGAGGUGAAGGUGCUGGAAAUUGUCUGAACAGGUUCAGAUAUUUCUCCUGUUCAGUUUCGUUUUUUGUCAGGCACAUUUUCUCUCUCCAUAAUAGCAUUUCUUCAGCCAUGUCGGGAAGUGUCAGAUCUGUGCCACACUACAUGUGAGAACCCACUCUUAUUUGGAAGUUCUUAGGCUUUUCAGAUGCAAAUUCAAGUUUGAAUGCAUUUACAUCUGAGACAACCAAAUCCUGGGGUGCCUCAGGACACAGUGCUGUAAUACCGUCUUCUUUAUUUAAGAGGAUUUAUUGUAGCAUUAAGCUUGUUUACCUGACUUCUUUCCUCACUUGAAAUGGCUUUUUUUUUAUUGGAACGUGCUCGUCUUGAUCCAAAACAUCCUUACAUUUUUUUAAAAGUGUUUUUUUUGUUCUCAAAAAAGUGGAUCUUAAAAAGCAUCUGUUAUUUCAUGGUCAGGGUGUAUUUGUAACACUCUGUUGACUCAUUUGACGCUGAUAUUUUGCACUUCUGUCUUUUUUGUUAUCUUGUACAUAUUCUCUUCUAUUUUUUAUUUUGUUGGUAUGUUGUCUGAAACAUAUGUCAUAUCUUUGCUGUGCAAAAGAAGAGCAAAACGUUAUGUACUGAGAUGUAAAAGGAGAUGUUUUGAUUAUAAAUGUUAUUUUUCAAUAAAAGACCAAAUGUGGUUUCAUAAGUGA
Molecule: messenger RNA, 1832 nt
Organism: Oryzias latipes (Japanese medaka)
Lineage: Eukaryota; Metazoa; Chordata; Actinopteri; Beloniformes; Adrianichthyidae
Gene: fam43a
Product: family with sequence similarity 43 member A
Source: RefSeq, a predicted model, not a curated record